Fulvia fulva is the source of this 1554-nucleotide messenger RNA. RefSeq lists its product as uncharacterized. NCBI's taxonomy places the organism in Eukaryota, Fungi, Ascomycota, Dothideomycetes, Mycosphaerellales, Mycosphaerellaceae. The transcript has a single exon. The record is from RefSeq and is a predicted model, not a curated record. The coding region runs from base 1 to 1554 and encodes 517 amino acids.
AUGGUCUUCACUGGGUCUCCAGAUCAGGUCACACGGGUCGGUGAUCAUAAACCACUUCGAUGUCCAGAUGGUCUCAACCUCGAUGCGCGAUAUGUCCGCGUCAGCAUGGAGAUGAUAGGUCGCAACAGGAACAUUCCGUGGUGUUUUGAGAAGCGUUGGGCGGAAAAAAUAAAAGACAUCAUUGGGAAGCGAUGGGUGUACCUUACUGCAGAUCACGUUACCGUUCAUUCGUCUCUGGUCAUUGCGAGUCAAUGUCCCAACGAGGUAACAUACAUUACAUGGGACAAUCUGCGAAGAGAGCUGAAUCAAGGCAAGAACCUCGUUCAGUCAGAGCAGAAAGUUCUCGUUCUCUGUCACUGGCCAUGUGAUCGACAGGUCGAUGUCAUUGGUAGUGUCUAUCGCGAUAUUCAGAAGAUACACGGCGAGCAGGCUCGCUUCUACCCUAAUCUACGAGAGUUACAAGAGGCGGAAUUCAAGAUUGGUGACAUCGAGGCUCUGGACCACAUCGCACGAUCAGCACCAAACAGCUUUGCCUAUCGACCAACGACAUGUCUGAGUACAAGUGGUUGCACACUUCUUCAGCCUUUCGUUAUGAAGCGGGCGAAUUCUUCUAACUCCAACGGCGUCUUUGUCCACCCUAGUAUGGAAGAUAUACGCGACCUCCUACCAUGCCAACCGGGCGACACGGCACAAGAAGCGCAGGCGCUGAUGGACAAGGGGCAGAGGUGGUUUCACCAGGAAAAGAUAAACUCGUUGAUCGAGUUCGGUGAGUUUCGUCUUUUUAUCGUUACUUUACCUCACACAGAAGGACUUCGUGGCCGAAAGGGGUAUGUUUUCGAGGCUAUACACACGAUCCCAGUGACUAAUGAUGACGACGUCGUGGAGUACAACUUCGGGUUGAAUGUGCUCAAUCGUGUAUCGGAUGAGCUCCUAGAUAAGGACUUUUGCGGUGACAAGACUUACAAGGAUCUCGAGGACUUCGCGCUAUACACUUACGAGCAGUUGCGAAGGUUUGAACGGCAGGACCGUGUUGGUACGAAGCAGAAUAGUGACGAUACUGCUAUUCCACGCGAGCAGGACAACGCAAAGAAGCGUAAGCGUUCCACCGACGAUGAUGAUGAUGAAGAAGAAGAAGAAGAAGAAGAAGAAGAAGAAGAAGAAGAAGAAGAAGACUCUGCCUCAACCAAGAGAGCACGCACUGAGCUCCCUGACGACACAUGGCACGCCGAAUCUCCGGAGUUGGGCCAGCUGGCUGGUACUCUUUCUCCGGGGAAGAACAUCCCGCCAUCGACGCUCAGAACACUUCGCAACGAAGAAGUCUACCCUGCAGCGCCUCGAAUAGACUGCAGCGACUCCAUGUUUGAGUCGCUGGAGAUGGCUGUGCGGAUGGAUAUUGGCAUUCCAGCCGAAAAGGAUGGCCAUCGCUUCUUCGUGAACGAGAUCACGAGGGAGUGGCAUGGCGACUUGUUUCCGUAUCAAGUUGGACAUCCGCAGACGCGCCUUUGUAAGGCGAUUGCGAAUGCUAGGAAUGAGUACUUCUUUUCGUGGAGGUGA